This is a messenger RNA of Coregonus clupeaformis (lake whitefish), 2482 nucleotides long. Its product is annotated as calcium/calmodulin-dependent 3',5'-cyclic nucleotide phosphodiesterase 1A. The record is from RefSeq and is a predicted model, not a curated record. Gene Ontology annotation, molecular function: 3',5'-cyclic-nucleotide phosphodiesterase activity. Gene Ontology annotation, biological process: signal transduction. NCBI's taxonomy places the organism in Eukaryota, Metazoa, Chordata, Actinopteri, Salmoniformes, Salmonidae. The coding region runs from base 401 to 2338 and encodes 645 amino acids. The transcript is spliced from 16 exons.
GGUACUAGAGACUGACAGAGAGAGAGAGAGAGAAACAGAGCGAGAGGUACUCUAGAGAGAGAUUGAACCAUCUGACAGUCAGACAGUGAAUGUCAGUGUGUAGCAGAGAGUGGUUCCUUUCUGCCUGCCAGACAGUGUUGCAGUGUGUGAAGCAGCUGUCUCUUUCUCUGCUCUGAUACACUAAUAGGCCAAUAAGCGCAGUAAUGCAGAAGCUGUAGAGAGGAGAGAAGAGACACAAGCCACCCGUGACUACAGCACAGGGAUGAUGCUUUGAGGACCGGAUUGAGAAGUGCUCUGAGGAUUCAGGCAUUCAGACUGAGUACAGACAGAGAGAGGGCUGCUGUGCGGUACCUACCUGAGAUACAGCAGUUCAUCGCUGCACCUUUAUAACACAUUCAGCAUGGAUAUGGAUGAACUGUGUACUUACACAGAUGGCAUGGACAACAGCUCCCUAAAAUACUCAAAGACUGAGCAGACAGAGAAAAUGUGGAUGCGACUCAAGGGAAUGCAGAAGUACAAAAACACGUCUCAAAGAUUGAGAUGCCUGGUGAAGCAGCUAGACAAGGGAGAAGUGAAUGUGGUGGACUUGAGGAAGAAUAUAGAGUAUGCAGCCUCUGUUCUAGAGGCAGUCUAUAUCGAUGAAACCAGGCGUCUUCUGGACACUGAGGAUGAGCUCAGUGACAUCCAGACGGACUCUGUCCCUAUGGAGGUGCGGGAUUGGCUGGCCUCGACCUUCACCAGGAAGAUGGGCGUGGUCAGGAGACGACCCGAGGAGAAACCACGGUUCAAGAGCAUUGUCCAUGCCGUGCAGGCUGGCAUCUUCGUCGAGAGGAUGUACAGACGGACAUCUAACAUGGCUGGACUGACGUACCCUCCAGCUGCCAUCGCUGCUUUGAAGGAUGUAGAUAACUGGUCCUUUGAUGUGUUUGUGCUCCACGAGGCCAGCAGUGAACACGCAUUAAAGUUCCUGGUGUACGAACUGCUCACCCGAUAUGACCUGAUCAACCGCUUCAGGAUACCAGUGUCAUCUCUGGUGUCCUUCGUAGAGGCUCUAGAGGUGGGCUACAGCAAACACAGAAACCCCUACCAUAACCUGAUCCACGCUGCCGAUGUCACACAGACAGCACACUAUCUGAUGCUCCACACUGGCAUUAUGCACUGGCUCACUGAACUGGACAUCCUAGCAAUGGUGUUUGCUGCAGCUAUCCAUGACUUUGAACACACUGGGACAACCAACAACUUUCACAUUCAGACCAGGUCAGAGGUGGCCAUCUUGUACAACGACCGGUCAGUCCUGGAGAACCACCAUGUCAGUGCUGCCUACAGACUUAUGCAAGAGGAUGAGAUGAACAUACUGGUCAACCUGUCAAAAGAUGACUGGCGAGAGCUGCGGACCCUGGUGAUUGAGAUGGUGAUGAGUACAGACAUGUCCUGCCAUUUCCAGCAGAUCAAAACCAUGAGGAACGCCCUGCAGCAGCCCGAGGGAGUAGACAAGGCUAAAGCCUUAUCUCUGAUGCUGCAUGCAGCUGACAUCAGCCACCCAGCCAAGGCCUGGAAGCUGCACUACCGAUGGACACAGGCCCUGAUGGAGGAGUUCUUCAGACAGGGCGAUAAGGAGGUUGAGUUAGGGCUGCCAUUCUCUCCUCUGUGUGAUCGUAAAGCUACAAUGAUUGCACAGUCACAAAUAGGGUUCAUUGACUUCAUAGUGGAACCCACAUUCUCUGUGUUGGUGGACACGACAGAGAAGAUCAUUACCCCUCUAAUAGAGGAUACCUUAAAGUCACACGACACUGGCGUCCGCAGGUCAAGUUUGACGGGUAGUGGGUCGGUGACGGUGGUGGAGUCAGUCCAGAAACACAGUGGCCGAGGAUCCAGCCAGGGGGUUGACCAGGGUCUCGCUACAGACUAUAGCCUGACUGGCAUCAACCUGAAACGGGUCAGACACACACUGGCAGAGGUCAUCCAACACAACAAAGAUCGAUGGAAGGAGCUCUCUGUCCACGAAUUGGCGAGUAAAGAGCGAGCUGAGUUGAACACUGACCCAGAGGAGGAGGAGUCCCAGAUGAACACAGGGGUUACGUUGACUCACACCAGCCCUGAGAGACACAGCCAGGAGCUCCAAUCAGAGCCCUUCAAUGAACUGAUGAACAACACAAACUCCAAUAACUCUUCCCAGGAGGACUCAGAGCUGGACAACCAUCCUCACAGUCCUCUGUCUCCAUGUGAGGAUAAAGAGACAAGAUCACCUGACUCCAUCUCUCCUGAAUGCCUACCAUGGAACGGAGAAGGCCCCGGGGCAGUCCUUGAGUCGGGGGAGGAGUCUCUUCAGAGCCCUUGAUUCUGAUAAGCUACCCAACAACGUUGCCACUUCCUGAUUCAUCGUAUUUAUUGUACAUUUGUUCUGAUUUAUUUCAUUUUCAGUCUAUUAUUGUAUUGUUAUUUAUUAAAGAUAGGGGUCUUCUUGCUCCUCUUUGCACCGCAA